GAGAGUCGACCCAAAAAUCACUUCGUGACAGGAAGCCGGUGUUUUUCCCUUGAUUUCAGGUUUUUGAAAAAAUGACCUGGCAUCCCUGUGCCUGAGGAUAUUGGAAAUUUGUACCUGGCAUCUCCGUGUCGAAAUCAAAAAUGCUGUUAUCAUUAAUUUAAUUGUACUGUAGUAUUUUCCGUGAUUGUAUUGCAUUGUAUUUUUUUUCAAAUAUGAAACGGAUUUUGGCACAGUGAAUAUAUAAAAUGGAUAUAACGUCAUUAUUUAAAGCAUCUGUAAAGACAGUUCGCUUAAAAUCGUCUCUUGAUGCGUUUCCUACAGCGGACAAGUCGAGAAUACUUACUAAGAGAACACACAGUGAGUUCAGUGAAAAAGCGAAAAAAAUUCGCUAUCAGAUCACCCAAUUGAAAAAUUUGCUUGUUGAAAACCGUACUGCCUACAUGCAAUUUGCUUACCACCUUAAAAAUUCUGCCCAAAUGACCAAUGAAGAACGAGAUAUAAUAGAUCGCGAGUCUGAGAACAUAAUUCGACUGUGUACGGCAAUGCUUAAUGAUUUCAAAGACGAUUGUAGGAAAUCGAAACACGGCAAGCAGAUGAACGAAUUCAUGGAUCUGGUGAUAGAGACCCUAUCCAACUACAUGAGUGCCGUCCAUCAUAUCGCAAACGAGCAGAGACAGUUUCGAAUUCAAAGGGAACUUGAGACCUAUAAAUUCUUAAAACUAAAUUCUGACCGUAAAUCCCUUGCACCCAUUCCAAGAAGUCUACCAAAAGAAAAGAAUGAAAAGACAAACAAUAAACGAUUAUUGCAAAACAACGCAUUAGAAGGGUUUGUAGAUCGACAGGAAAAUACCAAAUCCAAGAUAGUUUCUCAAGACGUCGAGCUUGUAAACAAUGGUUCAUUUCUAGAAGACGUUGAGGAUCUUAGCCCUGAAGAUAUGCAGAUAUUCGAGUCAGAAAACGUUCAAUUGUAUAAUGAAUUGAAAAGUCUUUCAGAGGAGGUAGAACAAAUAGAAAAAAGUGUUGUGGACAUAGCACAAUUGCAAGAAAUUUUCACUGAAAAGAUUUCUAUGCAAAAGUCUGAUAUUGAACGGAUUGCUAACACAGUGAUAGGUGCUACAGAAAAUGUUAAAGAUGCCAAUGAUCAAAUUAAACAAGCAAUACAACGCAAUGCUGGUUUGCGGGUGUGGGUGUUAUUUUUUCUCAUUGUCCUAUCGCUAACACUCCUAUUCCUAGAUUGGUACAAUGAUUGAGUCUUGAUAUAAAAUAUCAGUAAAAAAGUAAAAACACUAUGUAGAAAUUUAUUAUUUAAUCUUUUGACAUGAUGGGUUGAAUGUAUAAACUUAGAAUAUUUCCAUCCUAUAAACAUGCCCCAUGAUCGCUUCUCCUGGCUGAUUCUUGAUUCAAGGAGAAUGUAUUUAGUUGAUCGUGAUUCAGAUUGAUUGCGAUUCGGUGUUAAUCUGAUGUGCAAAAAAACUGAUGAACAUAACAAAAAUUCUAGUACCGCUUGCAUUUUCAUAUGUGUGCGUGUAACAUUUUCAAUAGGCGAGCUUGUUUUCUUAGGGCGUGUUCAGCAGUGUUCUAGUUCUAGAUGCAUAAUUUUUUUUUCAGUUUUAAAAUAUAAAUCUAGAAAUUGUAAGAUCAAAUUUAGCAGCAGCAAGAUUAUAAGAGCAAAUUCAGCAGCUGGCAGAAUUCCGGCAAAAAGGGGGUAUCUACCCGCCGCGUACACCCACUUGUUCGCGGUGGGCAGAUUUUCUCACAGACGCCCGCUUGUGAGGAAUUCUGGCAAUCGUCGAGGGGGACGACAGAUCUGGUUUUUUCAAAUAAAAUACAAAAAGUAAAUGGAAAGCGAAAAAAACUACAUCUAUCCAAACAUCUAGAUCGAUCCGUUUGAAAGCGUUUCUAACCGUGUAAAAGAAAGUCAAAGAACAUAUGAUCUCUUAAAAAGUUUCUGUUACUGGUCUUGACAUUCACUGAGUGUCAACAUUGAUUCGUCAGCAGAUUGGUAAAAUGAAAUUAGGGUUAAACAACAUUGAAAAUUUUUUCUCUUAGUAGCUGGGAGCAUGAAGAUGGAAUAUAUUUCAAUUUAUUGUAGCCCUUUGAAGGUUUACCCAAAGAUAUCUCUGUCUGUGAUAUUAAACUGGUUUUAUAUUUUGUUAGAUGCUAAGACUUGCAAUUUUUAUGUUUAAAAACGUUUUUC
This is a messenger RNA of Malaya genurostris, 2197 nucleotides long. It is a transcript of the gene Syx18, whose product is annotated as syntaxin-18. The transcript is spliced from 3 exons. NCBI's taxonomy places the organism in Eukaryota, Metazoa, Arthropoda, Insecta, Diptera, Culicidae. The record is from RefSeq and is a predicted model, not a curated record. Gene Ontology annotation, biological process: retrograde vesicle-mediated transport, Golgi to endoplasmic reticulum. Bases 246 to 1250 code for a protein of 334 amino acids. Gene Ontology annotation, cellular component: endoplasmic reticulum; SNARE complex.